Messenger RNA from Ceratitis capitata (Mediterranean fruit fly), 2571 nucleotides. It is a transcript of the gene sip3, whose product is annotated as E3 ubiquitin-protein ligase HRD1. Lineage: Eukaryota; Metazoa; Arthropoda; Insecta; Diptera; Tephritidae. The record is from RefSeq and is a predicted model, not a curated record. Bases 378 to 2381 code for a protein of 667 amino acids. The transcript has 6 exons. Gene Ontology annotation, cellular component: cytoplasm.
AUUUCAUAUAUCUUCAGGAACGAGCAGAAAGUAAAAAGCAGAAAAAACUACGUGUCUUGAUAAAAUAUCGGGAUAAUAAUAUUAUAUCCAACAUUGAAGAACAUUGAAAUUACUGUAAUUUCGAAAUUUGGACACAUAGCCAUUCACGCAAAAUUCUAAUUAAAGUUUCCUGUCGCUUGCAAAGUUUUUGCAUAGUGGUAUAUAUUUGAGUUCACGGAGUGUUAUGAUUCCAAUUGCGAUAGUAGUUGGUUGCUUUAUCUGGGUCUCUUCUUUAUAUACAUUGCAGUUAGCUGAAAUUUGUGCAGACAUAAUUCAACAUUAACAUAUUUUUGGAGUCAAUCAGCCUGUUGGCUGUGCGUGCUACCAACAACAACAAUAUGCAACUAUUACUUUCGUCCAUAUGCCUGGCGCUGACCAGUGUCGUCAUCGGGAACGCCUACUACCAGAAAAAACAAUUUUACCCUGCUGUUGUAUACAUCACGAAAUCUAAUGCUUCAAUGGCCGUCAUUUAUAUACAGUUUUUCGUAAUAGUUUUCAUGUUUGGAAAAUUAUUGCGGAAGAUUUUCCUGGGCACAUUAAGAGCUGCUGAGUUUGAACAUCUUCUAGAACGUUUUUGGUAUGCUCUCACUGAGACUUGUCUUGCUUUCACUGUUUUUAGAGAUGACUUCAAUCCACGCUUUGUAGCACUGUUUACAGUGCUUUUGUUUUUAAAAUCAUUCCAUUGGCUGGCAGAAGAACGAGUAGACUUUAUGGAGCGUUCUCCGGUGUUGGGCUGGAUAUUUCAUGUACGUGUAGCGAGCCUUCUUAUUGUGUUGGGUAGUUUAGACUAUGUUUUACUUAUGCAUGCCUAUAACUCGACAUUAGUUCGCGGCCCAACGGUUCAAUUAGUAUUUGGUUUUGAAUAUGCUAUAUUGCUAACUGUCGUUGCCAGUACAGCUAUCAAAUAUGUUCUACAUGCUGCUGAAAUGCGAACCGACAUACCAUGGGAAAAUAAGGCCGUAUUUUUGUUGUAUACCGAAUUGGUUAUUGGUUUAUUUAAAGUAGUUCUGUAUGUACUCUUCGUUAUAAUAAUGGCCAAGAUAUACGCAUUACCGAUGUUUGUAUUUCGCCCGAUGUUCUUUACUAUACGAAACUUCAAGAAAGCACUAAUUGAUGUUAUUAUGUCGCGACGUGCCAUACGAAAUAUGAAUACACUUUAUCCCGAUGCCACUCCCGAGGAACUACGUCUUUCAGAUAACAUAUGUAUAAUUUGCAGGGAAGAUAUGGUUAACCAUUCUAAAAAAUUACCUUGUGGCCACAUUUUCCAUACCACUUGUUUACGUUCAUGGUUUCAACGUCAACAAACUUGUCCUACAUGUCGGCUUAAUAUAUUACGAGCCCCUAAUGCAAACUCUACUGCAAUGCCGAGACAAGAAGAUGUUGUUGGUGGUGCUGCUGUUCCCGGACAAGCUGGUGGUCCUGCUGCUCCCAGACAAGCUGCUGCACCUACUGUACCAAAUCAGUCAGAUGGCGUCGAAAGACCGCGCACCGAUCCCCCAGUACCGCCCACAAAUAUUCCGGGUUUGUUUAAUAACUUGGGUGCUAGUAGUGCGGAAACAAAUCCAUUACUAGGUGGCCUACCAACUUUUCCCACAGCAACAGCACCACUACCUAAUUUUCAAGGUAUGCCAAUGCCGCCUCCAUUUAUGAUGCCACCACCUUUUCCAUUCAUUGCACCAUAUGCAAUACCGCCACCCCCUAUGCCAUCGGAUUUGAGUUCUUUGAGCGAUGAUGAACUGAGAUUAUUGGAAGGAAAUGAACGUCGUAAUAUUGAAGAACGUAUUAAACUCCUACGUAAUAUUGAACUGAUGCUAAACGCCGCAGGAAUAUUGAUGAACAAUUACCAAAUUAUAACGGCGCGUCUACAGCCUUUACCAUCAGUUGAAGUAACAACGAAUUCGAACGGUACGACUAGUAAUAUAAACGACGGUCCAAGCACAUCAGCCGCUGCUCAAGCUGCUCUUGCUGCUAAUCAAUCACAAGGUGGCAAAGAUAAUGAUUCAUCAUCAGCAGUGAGAAAAAAUAUAGGUAGUGCAGAAAAUUCAGUAAAUCCUCCAUUAAAAAAGGUUAAUGAUGUAACAAUUGAAGAUAUAGGAGGUGAGGAGCACGACUAUAGUGUUAUACAAACUGGUAGUUACGUUGCACCAACGUCAUCAUCAUCACCUGUGCUUACGCCCAAAAGCGAUAUAAUUACUGAAACUACAAGUGCCACCGUCACAGCUGAGCAACCGGAGAAUGCUGAACUUAGUGAAAUAAGAAAAAGGCGUUUAAAAUUCCUCGAAGAACUGAGCAAGUCAACAGCGCAAAGUGCAGAAACAUCUCCUAACACUUCAAACGAUUAGAAAAGGAGCUUACAUUGUUUUAGUUUUGUUUUUAAUGAUUCUUGUUUAUUUGGGAAAUUAAUGGGCGGAAAAAGUAUUUGCUAUUGAAAAACUAAUAUGUAAAACGAACGUGGCAAAAUCAUGAGCUAUCUUGUAUUUAGUAACAUAAAUAAUAAAAAAAAGUAUAUACAUGCAUAAAGAAGACCUUAAA